This is a messenger RNA of Meloidogyne enterolobii, 364 nucleotides long. Lineage: Eukaryota; Metazoa; Nematoda; Chromadorea; Rhabditida; Meloidogynidae. The record is from the annotation of a GenBank genome assembly.
UCUUCUCGAUCAUCCAAGUAAAGAAAAUGCAACUAUUUCAAUUCUAAAAAUCCAACUUGGUAAAGAUGAUACAAUGUUUGCGACAUUAACUGACAUAAAUGGAAAAGAAUGGGAAUAUGCUUCAAGUACAAAAUUCCUGAUAAAAGAUAUGCUUGCCAGUAAAAACCGAGGGGAAAAAACUUUGCAUAAAAUUGCUGAAGGAAAUGAAGCGCUUUCACUUUUUGGCUUGGAUAUGGACCUUUGGAAUGAAGGGUCUACUAUAUUAGACACUAUGGAAGUUCCUGACAUGCCGUGUCAUUUAAUAUUAAAAUUUAAUCAAAAUAAAAUUAAUGCAUCUAGGCAAUGUGUAAGAAUUUUAUUUUAA